This is a messenger RNA of Aethalodelphis obliquidens (Pacific white-sided dolphin), 11863 nucleotides long. RefSeq names its product cilia and flagella associated protein 46 (gene CFAP46). Gene Ontology annotation, biological process: axoneme assembly; cilium movement involved in cell motility. NCBI's taxonomy places the organism in Eukaryota, Metazoa, Chordata, Mammalia, Artiodactyla, Delphinidae. The record is from RefSeq and is a predicted model, not a curated record. The transcript is spliced from 58 exons. The coding region runs from base 48 to 7718 and encodes 2556 amino acids.
UUAAAGCCAGCGGACGUUGGGCAGCGGGCGCCUCAGGCGCCGGCGCCAUGGAUCCGGUCAUAAUGCAGGAGCUGGCCCGCGCCGAGAGCCAGCAGGAUGCUGCGUCCCUGAAGAGGGCUUAUCAGUUGAUCAAGUCCGCCAACCUGGGGAAAUCAGAGUUUGACCCCACAGAAAGCUUCAGCCCCGACCUGUUUGUUUUGUGUGCAGAACAGGCCCUGAAGAUGGGGCAGCCCGAGGUGAGCGAGGACUGCAUCCGGAUGUACUUCAAGGUGAAGGGGCCGGUCACCCAGUUUCUGGGCCGAGCGCACCUGUGCAGGGCCCAGCUGUGUGCGCCCAAGUCCACCGAAAACAUGGAGGAAUUUGAAAAUUGCGUGACUCAGUAUAUGAAGGCAAUCAACUUUGCAAAAGGAGAACCAAGGUAUUACUUCCUGGUGUAUAAUGCAUCGGUCCUCUACUGGCAAAUGGUGAGGCCAUUUCGCAAGCCUGGGUAUCAUCACCGCCUGAUCCCCAGCCUCUCCCAAAUCGUGAGCGUGUUGAGUCAGACUGAGGAGGAUGACAAAGGCUGGCGGGCCGAGCUGAUGCUGGAGCUUCUGGAGUGUUAUCUACAAGCUGGAAGAAACGAGGAGGCCGCGAAGUUUUGUGCCACUGCAGCCCCGUUCAUCAAGGCUAAUGCGCCACAGAAGUAUCGACAAAUAUUUGCUCUUAUGGUCCGACAUGAAUUAAUGGAUGAGCUUCAGUUAAAGGAAGAAGAGAGAAGUUCUAUCAGCCUGUCUGUCACUUUCCAGAUGAAUGUGCUAAAAGCAAAACUGGAUAAAAAUGAUUUAUCUGAAGAUACCAACAAAAUUCUGAAGGAUACCUAUAAAUGUUUAAGUUAUUACGAUCACCAGAACUUGCCUUCAGUCAGAGAGGAAAAAAUUCUUUUGCUUUUUGAAUUAGCUCAUCUUUCUCUGAUCUUGAAAUGUGGGGAGAUCACCUCUGACUGCCUCUCAGACUUGAAGAAGAUGGACAGCAAAGAUCCCGGGGAGCUAAUUGAAAUCGAAUGCCUGGAGUAUGAAUUGGAAGCUGAAAGACUUGCAAAUAAAAUGAAAAUCUACACCCGAGAGGCUGUGGAGACCCAGCUGAAUAUAGUACAGAGACUGGACAUGGUGCUCCGGCGAGCUGUGCGCCUGGGCGACCCGCGGGUCAUCCACGUGGUGUGCGCCACGCAGUGGAACACCUGCCUCCCGCUGCUGCAGCACGACCUGCGGCACCAUCUGCGGAAGUCGCUGGCCAGCAUCGCGGAGGUCCUGGAGAAGAUGGACAGCCUCAUGGUCCUGUUCCGUUGCCAAGUGCACAUGGAGAUGGCGUACAUUGAGGAGGGUGCGGACCGGCUGGAGCCUGCCAUGGGGCACCUGAGGAAGGCCGUGCUCCUGGACACCCUGGGCCUCUACCAGGACACGCUCAGGAUGGCCCUCAACCGCCUGCACCUCUGCGCCACGCCGUGCCAGGUCCCCGAGCGCACCGAGGACAAGGCCACCUUGGCCAUUGCGCAGGCAAAGAAAGCGAUGCCGGAGGACAGUGUGCGCAAGAAGCGGGCGCUGCUGGUGACCGCGGGCCUGGCCCUGGCCCCUGACACCUUCCAGAUCGUGCUCGACAGUGAGAACGAGGCCAAAGUUUCCACCGGGGAAAAGCGGGGCCGCUUCACCUACCUGUACGCGAAGGCGCGGCACCACUCCCUCAGCGUGGAUGAGGCCGCGGGGCACGUGCAGCGCCUGCAGGGCCGGAACGCCAAGGAGAGGGUACAGAUCUGGGCCGAGCUGGCCAAGGUGGCCCGGAAGCAGGGCGUGUGGGAUGUGUGCCGGACGGCCAGCCGCUUCUGCCUCGCGUAUGACGUCGGCAAGGUGGAGCGGCAGGCGAGGCUCAGGCGAGGGAAGAAGAAGAAGGGCGGGGACGGCGCGGAGCAGGACUCCUCGGGCCAGUCAGACGCCACCCUGCAUAGGCCGGUGUCCCCCAGCCUGCUGCGCGAGUUCGCGGAGGUGGGGUUCAUCAACGCUGAGGCCACCGUCCACCUGCUGCGAUCAGAGGGCGUGCAGCUAAAUGACCAUCCCAUGCCCCCCGAGGACCUGAGUCAGCACCCGGUGGGCUACAUACCCGAGUCCCCAGAGGACAACGCCGAGUGGAUCACGUACCGGACCUGGAUAGAGGGCCUGUCGCAGUACACCAUGAACAGCUGGCUGCGCUCGGCCGACAUUGGGCAGAUGAUACAGGAGGCGUGGCUCGUGCAGAACGCCGUGGUCUACGUCCUGAAUCACAACCAGCACCUCAUCACGGCCGGGCGCCAGAGGGAGCUCGUGGACGCCUUGUACCACCUCCUGGGCAUCGUCAAGGCCAUGGGCCACAGCGGAGACUUGGCGCUGCUGGCGACGCUCUGCAGCACCCUGGCACGAGGCCUGAUCAUCGCCUGGAUCCCAGCCCUGACGCCAGAGAAGUCUAGAAGACACACACGCUCAAACCCACUUCAUACGCCGCUAGACCCUGAGGCCGCCUCUGAAGUCAGGACCGCAGUGGAGGUCUGCGAGUUCGCCCUGAACCUGACCAACGGGACGGUGCCUGAGGAGGCGGUGCCCGGCAGCAUCCGGCAGCAGCUCAUCGCCACGUGGGUGAAGGCCAAGCAGCUGCUGUGGCAGCAGAUCGGGCCGCGCCUGGGCACGGACGAGCAGAGCACCAACGAGGGCAUCAACUCGGUGACCGGAGUCCUCGUUGCUCUGGAGAUGCACUCCUGCAACGGGCUGGGCCUCAUGGACUUCACGGUGCCCCCCUUGGCUCAGCUGGUGAAGAUGGCCUUGGAGUGCAGCUGGUCGGACCCCUUCGUGGAGCUGCAGACCCUGACGCGGCUGACCCACUUCACCUACGUGGCCCGGGACCACGAGGCCACCAUGGCCUGCUCGCAGAAGGCCAUCCAGACGGGCAUCAAGCACCUGCAGGCCUUCAGUUCGGUGGAGGCUGAGUUGGUGGCGGAGAUGCUGAGCACCGCAGCCUGCAUCCAGGGCAGGAGCAUCAUGGAUAACCUCAAGGGCUGGAAGCAGCUGCGCCUGACGGCCGCCAAUGCCUUCGUAGAGAGUGUGAGGUUUGGGGGCAUCGCGGGGAGCAGCGCCCUGGUGAUGCAGGCCGCCCGACACUUCUGGAACACCUGGCUGCCGCUGCUGUCCUCUGCGGUCAACAGGAAGAAGUGCAAGAGCGCCACUCAGGAGGUCAUCAGCGUCAUCAACAAGACGGAGGCCAGAAAGCAGGAAAAAGGGAAGACGCUGCUUCUGCACCAGUGGCCCACGGCCGACUUCCAAAGUGGAGGGACGAUGGAAGGGUGUUUUCUCUCAGGGGCCGAGGAUGACCUGACGCUGAGGGCCGCGCUGUAUGGCCUGCUGUUCCACAGCCACGCCGACCAGCAUGACUGGGAGGGCUGCCUCAAGGUGCUGGACGAGGCCCUGCAGGUGCUGCCGCGGACGGCGCACCGCCUCUUGAUUUUCAAACACAUGGUCGUGGUGAAGGCCAGACUCGGCCAGAACUUCGUGAUGGAAAUUCAGAGGUUCAAAGACCAGAGUGAGGAGUAUCUGGCGCACAUGUGGCGGCGCCUGGCCCUCAACUCCACGAGUGUCCCCGGGGAGCUGACCUGCUACCUCCACGCCAUCCAGGCCCUGCAGAAGCCAGAGAGUGAGUGGCAGAAGGUUGACUACAUCAUGGAAUUCAGCGAGUGGCUGUACCACAACCAGUUUCCUCUUGAAGACGUCGUCUUCCACCUGGAGUGGGCGAUCGACAUCCUGCUGAGGAUGCGGCCCGACAGGGGCUCCCCGGAGCCGGCAGGUGCGGGAGCCGCAGGCGCGGGGGCCACAGAAGAGCAGGUGUCCACUCCGGCGGCCCCGGAGGGCCCGGGGGCUGAGGGCUCGGGGCCCCCCUCCCUGGAGAAGCUUCGGAAUGUACGGCAGCUUGAGAUGCUGGCCCGCGCCUACACGCUGCUGGCCCUGGUGGUGACCCCGAGUGCCGCCAGCCACCAGGACUACUGCCUCAUGGCCUACACCUUUCUCCGCCGCAUCUGGCAGUUUCAAAGCCCCACUCCUGGCAAACACCUUGAAGACGUACCAGCAAGCAUAGAAGAGUGGGCUUCCUACGCUUGCCCCGAAGAAGCUAUAUCAGUAUUUAAACAGGAUCAGAGCAACUUUGCCGUCAACCGGUCAACUCUCCAGAAGCCGACGUACAGUUUAUAUUAUCUGGACCACUUGGUCGAGGCCCUGCAGAAGCUGUUCCUUCAUGAGCUCACCAUCCCGGUCCUGCAGUUGGAGGUACUCAUUGCAGCCUCCGUGGUCGACAGCAAGAGCCUCAAGGACCUCUACCACCUCCGACUUGCCCUAGUUUGUUCUGAUUUGAAGUUGAGGGAAGCAGCCACUUUCCACGAGGAGGUGGUCGGGCACGCCUACAUCUGCGACGUGGAGCAGGUGAGCUGCAGAAAAGAAAUUGCCUUGAAAAAGGAGAAAAAUAAGGAACCUCUAUUAGAAGAAAGUCUGCCAACACUGAGGGAGCCCCCCACUCCAGCCCAGCAAGCAGAGAUGAAGCCCCUCGUAGCAAAGGAUAAGACUUUGAAGAUAGACGGAGAGACCGGCAGGGGCCUGGAUGGAAUGUCCUUCCCGCAGCUGUGGACCCUCAAGGCUGAAGUCCUGCUGGAGAUGGACCUGUACCAGCCUGCCCGGCUGCUCCUGUCAGAGGCGUACCUGGCCUUCCAGGAGCUCGACGAUCCUUGUGCAGAAUCGAAAUGCCUGCACCUGUUGGCACGGUUGGCAAACAAGGAAAAGAAGUACGGCCAAGCUAGGAAGAUGGCCGAGAGGGCCCAGCACCUGGGGGGCAGUGAGCAGUUCUGGUACGAGUCCACCCUGACCCUGGCGGACACACUCCUGUCCACCGAGAACGAGAGGAGAGAGGCAGUGGUCUGCCAGCUGUUCCAGAAGCUCAUAGAUACCUUCAACGUUCUUAAGAAGGAGAGACCGAACCGAACGCCCAUAUUGGAAUUCAUGACCACAGACCUAGAAGCCAGGUGUGUGAGCCUCCAGCUCCAAGCCGCCCAGGAGCGGGGGGACUCUGAGCCCUUCCAGAACUCAGCUCUGCUGAUGGAAAUGGAAAAUCGCUUGCUGGAAAUGGAGGAGAAGUUUACCAGCAUUGGCCACAAGGAGAAGUGUGUGGACAUCAAGCUGGAGCGCGCCAAGAUGAAGAGGUUAUCUGCCCAAAAUGAGAAAGAUGCGGAACAGAAGACUGCGUGUUACUUGGAGGCAUACGACCUGGUCCAGAGAGCUGCUGCCGAAGAGGAAGAGCUAUUUCACCGUAUUCAGGGCUUACUGUCCCUUCAGGGUUUGCAGCACGUCAGCACCCCUCUGGUGAGGAGGCUGGCGCACCUCAAGCUCAGCCUCGUGGAGGUGUGUCUGGACACUCUCCAGCGCACGUGGGAGGAGACCCUGGAGCGGCAGCGGGAGCAGGGCUCGAUGGACAAGCUGCUGGCCGACUACCUGCAGAGCCCCAGUGACUACACUUCUGUCGGCCUGAAGUGGUUCACCCUGAAGCGGACCCUGGCGCACACCGUGCUGGCCCAGCUGGGGAGCCUGCAGCCACUGUGCACCGGCUGCGUGGAGCUCCGUGCCCAGCUCCUGAGCCUGGCCGGGAAGGCCCUGCACCUGUUGGCCGUGCACGCAGACCCCCUGCACCCCGCCUUCUACUGGGAGGAGAGCCUCUUGGGGGGCGCUGAGCUGAACAGCCGCGAGUGUCUGGAGAUCAUCCAGGAGGACGAGGACCGCAAGGGGCCCUACGGCGGCCUGGUGGCCCUCAGGGCCACCCCCGAGGGGCACAGCCGGAAAGGCUGGGAUCUGAAGAGGAAGAUGGCGCUGGCCCAGCGGUACCUGGCCCAGGCGUCCGAGGUGCUGCUGCAGUGCCUGCAGGUAGCCCUGGGCAGCAACCUCCUGGACAUCGCCGCAGCCGCCAGCCUGGAGAUGGUGGAAUGUGUCGGCACCCUGGACCCUGCGGCCACCUGCCAGUUCCUGGCGCUGUCUCAGAGCUGCUUAGCCUCGGAGGGCAUGCGAGACGUCCUGCUCACGGCCACGGCCAACACCAGCAGCUCACAGCUGGCCGCGCUGCUGCAGCUGCAGCACAGGCUGAGGUGCCAGGAGAGGACGUCCACCAACCUGUUUGCCAGCGUGGAGCAGAGACUGGCCACCAUAUCCAAGGCUUGGCAGAAUCUCUGGGUCACCGAACAGCACUUUAACUUCUUGAGUGAAAUCCCUCCCACUUUUCGGAUCCUCUUUCUGCACCACUCACGGGACAGGACCCAUCUGUAUGGCGCUGCCUACGAGAAAUCCAAGUUCAUCCCCGCAGCCAAAGGCAAACUGCCCCAGGUCGGGGGCUCCUGCAAGGUGACUCGUAUGGCCGUGAGCCCAGCCGCCUUCUCCUCCCUGUUGGCCAGUGCCCAGCAGUUCCGGGAGCACACCCAGGCUGAGGCACACAGUGAGGACACGGCCCUGAGCCCAGGCUUGGAGUCAGAGGGCGCGGCCCUGAGAGGGGAAGAACACGCUGUGCAGAGGCUCGCGGAGGUCGUGAAGCCCAUGGAGGAGUAUCUGAGGCCACUGUUCCCGCUGCUCAGCUGCCCCCCGGAAGCCAGAGCGCCGAUUCCCACAGUUGUUGCGGAUUUGGGAAAAUACAAGGGCAAAGACAAGGAGAGGGAAGAGUCCCUGCCGCAGGUGCAGCCCGAGGUCGCAGACAACGUCAUCCUGAUCGCUGACAGGCACCUUCUGGAGCUGCCGUUAGAAGGUCUCUCUGUGUUCGAUGAAGGGAUGGUCUCCUCCGUGUCACGAGAGUUUUCUCUCCAGAUGCUGUGGAACCGCCUGCAUAGAAAGGAGACAGAAGGGAAUGUGAAAAAGGAGAGCAGAGGUAAAGAUCACAGAAAGAGAGGCACAGCAAAGAAGGGAGCAAAGCGCAUCGUGUCCCGGAUCAUCCCCCCCGACUGCAUCGCGGUCGACGCGGACAACUUCAGAUUCGUUGUGGACCCCUACGAGGAGGCCCGAGGCCCAGAAAUGCUGACUCCUGUCUCCGUGACCCGGGAAAUUUUGGAAAGAUACCGAGACACGUUCACUGCGAGAUGGGCGGGGCAUCUGGGGAAGAAGCAGUUUCCCAGCCAGGCAGAGUGGGAGCAGCUGCUGGGCAGCUGCGGAGGCUUUUUCUUCUACGGGAUGGAGAGCUUCCUGUCCCACAUAUUGGUAGAAAGGUUGGCCGCCAUGAACUUGGAAGAGUGCCAGAUGGUGGUGCUGCUGGACCUGGCGCGGUCCUGCGAGAGCACGCGGCGCCACGUGGAGUCCUCGCAGAACAAGAGCGCACCCCGACUGUCCUUGGAGGGGCCCGUCGAGACGGCCGUCCUCCUGAGUCUGGUGGGGGUCAGGAGCAUUGUGGCGAACCAGUGGCCGACGGUCCUGCGGGACAACGCGACGCGGGCCAGCAUCCUGUGGGAAAAUCUGUUGACAGCUGGCAAGCCGAUCGGGAGAACGACCCGCCUCCUUCAGAAGAGGGGAACCGGUGAAACUGUCCACCACGAUGAGGCUCUGCAGACCUGGGAGGACAGGCUGGUGCUCUUCCGGCCGCAGCCGCAGGGCUCGGAGCGGCUCCCCGUCACCCUCAACCUGGUCCUCUACGGGCUGCCGCACCAGGCCAUCGUGUGAUGGGGCCGCGCCUCCCCACAGCCCGUCCCCACCAUCCGCCAUCCCCCUCCCUGGUGUCCCCGGCCCCUCCGCCCGUGACCUCCUCCCAGGCUGUGCUGCCAGAGCCCACCCCCACCCCGCCCGGCCCCCGUUCUGCACAGGGCAGCAACCUGCUUCUCCCUCCACGGUGAAGCCAGGGCCCUGUCGGCGGGAGGGGAGCAUCUUGGGGGGCUCGGCAGCACGGGUUGGGGGAGGAAUGCGUCCAGGCCCACCCCACAGCGGCCUGGGCCCCCGGGUCCCUUGUGCCCCGGCUGCUAGACCAGAAUCGCUGGGAGGCAGAGUCUGUUGAAGUGCUUUAGUAAACAGCUGCGUCACCUCCGAGCUGUGUUUCUGUGCCCCUGGAAGCAGGGACCAGCUCUGGUUCUGCACCCCCGGCCAAUGCACACGCCAGCACUGCCCAGCACCUCAAAACUCAAAGAGAGGAAGUGGCUGUGUGAAAUGAGCCCCCAGGCCUCCCCUCCCUGCCCAGAGCUUUCCACGGGGUGGGGACUCACGUCCCGGGCAGAGGCGACCGUAUCCUCAGGGCUCCCAGGGUCCCAGCCCGGGACCUCGCCCACUCAGUUCCACGGGGCUUUGCCAAGGAGAUGUGAGGGGGUGGGACGUCCGCUGCAAAUGCCUCUCAGUGGAGUGGCCGGCACUACCCUUGCCAGCCCUGGCGUCCCGGGCAGGGGGCAGGCGGGAAGAGCCAGUGGGCAGACUGGGUCCAGGACCUCAUUUCCCCUGAAUCACGGGACCAGAAAUGGCCGUGGGAACAUGCCAGGAAUCCUUGGGGAGGCGGGGGCGGGCCUGCGACGCCCUGUUUGUCCUGUUCCUCGCUGACCACUCCUGGUGCGUCACAGUCUGUGGUCACCUCCAACCACCGGGCUGGGAAUCCCUGGAGAGGGGCACUGUCCAGCGCCAGGCCGUGGCGGGGCCAGCAGGUGCUUGCAGAGCGAAGGGAUGAGCGGGCGCGCCUCGGAGGCUGAGCCCAGGAGGCUGAGGGCGUCACGGGCUGCAGGGUGACUGCAGCUUCCAGAGACGGGAGUGGGGAGGGGCCCCAUCCCUGAUCUCAGAGCCCCCACUACUACGGGACGUGCAGCAGAGGCUCCUCCAGAGCUGGACGUCCAGCCACCACCUGUGGGCACCGCUCUGGGCAAAGUGAGCCCUGGGAGAGGCCACUGUCCCCAGAGGUGGACACUCAGCUGGAGCUGAAGGUGGCCAUAGGAGGACAGAUGCCACAGUCACCGGGAGAGCUCCUCACACCGUGCCCAGGCCAGCCUGGCCCACGUGUGGGCAGCAGACUGGCCAGGACCCUGCGUCCCGAGAGCCCCCAGGUCUGUGGCUGAGGGUCGAGGGUGAGCCCACUCCUGGCCUCUCUGGGGUGGAGCCAGCCCAUUAGAGGGCGCACAGGCUGGGGCCGGGGAGGGUCAGAGCCCCUUCUGGCAUGGGUCCUGGCAGGCAGCCCCCCAGAUCCGCUGAGGCCAGGCCGCAGAGUGCACGGUCUGGGCCGCUGGCCCCGGGGCUGCUCGGGUGCCGUCUCCAGGGCGCCCAGGUGUUCCUGGGGCUCCCGGGCCCGUCCUGCCAGGCUCCGAGCACAGGUGCAGUGUCCACACAGAAGUCAUGUCCCCAACCAGGCCUCAAGUCUGCUGCCUGCCUCGCCUACCUCUGGGGCCACGUGGCAGAUGGAAGAAGCCACCCAGUGGCCAGAGGAUGCCGAGUCCCAGGCUGACUGACCCUGGUCACUGUCCCGUCUGGGCUGGGAGGCCCAGGAGCUGAGCACGUGGGAGGUGGCACAGCAGGGGAAGGUUCCCCUGGUACGUGAGCAGGCACGGAGCUCCGUCCUGACCUCGUGCCCUGGACACCAGCUGGCGAGACUGCAUCCCUGCGGCGUGGCCUCCCUGCUCUUAGGUGCAGAGUGAGCAGUGCUGAGAUUCCUGGGCCGAGACACACAACAGCCCAAAUAGUAAAAAAAAAAAAAAAGGCCCAAAUUAAGACCGAGAUAAAAUAUCAUUACCAUAUCUACUAAAACAGCUAAAAUGAAAGAUAGCGACAAACACCAAAUGCUGGGGAAGAUGCAAAGAAACUGGGUCUCCCAAUACGUCACUCCUGGGAAUCUAAAAUGGUGCAGACUCUCCGGAAAAGAGUUGGGCAGGUUCUCAUAAACUGUGGGUGCAGUUAGCAUAUGGCCCAGCCUCUGCAUCUAUCCCAGAGAAAUGGGAACUUAGGUUCACACAAACACGUGCAUGAAUGUUUAUAGCAGCUCCAUCCCCUUAGAGCAAAAACUAGAAACAACCCAAAUGCCUUCACUUCUAACAGUUAAGCAAACAGCACAUUUACUUGCUAGAAUGCCCACGAAGGGCUGGAUGGACCUCAAGGGCGUCGUGCUGAGUGGAGGAGCCAACAUCAAUGAGAUCACGCCCUGUGGUAUCGUUUAUACAACAUCCUCAAAGGACAGAACACCUGAGAUGGAGAACAGGCCCACUGGAGCCUUGGGGCAAAGCCAGGUUCUGUGCCUCGGUUGUGACAGUGACACAAAUCUAUACAUGGGAUAACAUUUCACAGAGCCCCUCCCACACACUGACACACAGAGACAGACACACACACACACACACACACACACACACACAAAUGCCUGUUGAAGUGGUGGAAACAGAACCGGGUCCACAGCCCGGACUGCAGCACCAACCUGGGCUCCUGGUUUGCCGCUAUCUGGGGCAACUCCCCAGCGGAGUGUGUGCUGUGUAGGACGCGCUGCACUGCCUUUGCUAUUUCUGCAACUUCCUGUGAAUCUAUAAUUAAUUCACCAUAAAAUUUUUUUUAAAGCUCAUCUUUGAUUAGAUUGGGAGGUGGUGAUUCCCCUCCUUUGUGUUUGAUUUUUUUCCUUUUUUCAAAUAUAUACACAUGCUUGUUCCAGUUUUUUUUUUUUUUUUUAAAGCACUAACUAAUGACCAGGGAAUAAAUUCAAAUCAAGCAGCGUUGGAAAUACGAGCUUUCUUCUAGAAGGAUGUUGGCAGCCACCCAAACAACAAGAAUAAAAGCUUCUGGGAAUAUUUCAUCUGUGCAGUGUCACAUUUUUCACCUGGUGCUGCAUCUGCUCCUGUGAGAAAUGUUCAACGGUGAGUGCCGUUCCGUGUACCAAAGCCGCUACAAUAACUUUCUGAAUUAUGUCCCAGCGACAAAACAAAUCACAGCAUCAAUUAGCUCCUAUAACAGAAGUGGCAUUCCGUAAUAUAUCCAAGCAUGAAAGAACUGCGUAACCCUAAAAACUAUAAGGAGAAGAAAGAUCGCUUGGAAUUUAUUGGUAAUAAUAGGAGACAGAAUGUAAUUUGAAUGGUGGACAGCCCUUCAGCCCUUUGAGAAAGGACGACCAGAUCUGCAAGUUCUAAACGUUCCAGAAAGGACGCAGGUGGAUGACGGGGCGCCCUGGCACGGGGCACGGGGGGCCGGGGGCCCCGGGAGAUCCCGCCACUGCCCUCGCCCAGCCUCCGACUUCCCCAUCGGCAGUCGGCUCUGGUCCAAGCUGAGCUCCAGAAUCCGGAUGGGCUCCACGGCCUUGAGCUGGUCGCCCAGGAGCCCCAGCCCCUCCCCCGGAAAGUGCAGCACCCAGGGCGGGCCGGAUGGGGAGGAGCGGGGCCCAGCAUCGUCCUCGCAGCCGCUCUGCCUGCGUCCAGGCCCCGCCCCCGCCCCCCCCACCGGGUCCCCGGCGGCAGCGUCGGUCCCUCACCCGCGGCAGCCGGCGAAUCGGACCGGUCGGUUCCUGCUCGUCAGUCACCUGCUUAAAAGUUCAGUUUGUUUUCCGAAUUUAUGUCUUGGAAAUAGUGAUUUUCAUAUUUUUAAAAUAUGGAGUUUCUUUUCACAAUAUGUUAUAUUGUAGGAAAUUGGGGGGAGAUUAAAGGGAGAAAAGCCCUCAGAGCCACACAAAGGCAGAAGCCCAUGUUCUGAUGGUUUCUGGAUUUUUCUCUGUUUUGCGCAGUGAGCUCCUGGGUGGUUUCACACAACAUGGUAAAGGACUUCCCAUUUCAAGAUAUUAAUCAGAAACCUCGUUCAAAGCAUUCCUACCCUCACACAGGCUGCUUGCAAACACGACAGAUCUGAUGCACAGGGACAAGGGUCCUUCGGGCUUGGAG